AUGGCAGACAUCAUUCAGAACAUCAACCAUUCUGAAGAAAGCGACGACGAAUUCCACGAAUCCAUACAGGAGGGUGAUCACAGUUCUGAUCACGAUACCCUUGACGAUCAUGGGGCAGACGAACACGUGGCUACGAAUGAUACCGACCCUGAGUUACAAGACCUGGAGCAACAACUCCAGCAACUUCAACGGGCUCGCCGGAAAGCAGAACUAAGACAAACAAUUGAAAAGGAACAGGAACAACUACGUCAGCUAACGGUUUGUCGUAACCAGGAUAAGCAUAAGGAGCCGGGGGCGGCCAUGUCUCCUACCCGCAGUCAACAAACCACCACUCCACCAACUUCAGAUCCCUCGGGAGGCUUACCGAUCGGGACUGCCACCAUCACAGAAUCAGAUGGUGGUACCCCGGACUUGCAGACAGAAAAAGGGAGACUAUCAGAGACAGUCGUUCGCCUACAAAAACAGGGGUGGGCUAAUUCCACGUCAGAAACUUACUCCACGCAUUUUAAAACAUAAAGAACUUUUUGUGAUGUGUAUAAGGUUGAAAGUGUACCGGCUGACACUACCACUAUUGAACACUAUAUAGCAUAUUUAGUAGAUGUCAAACACUUGAAGUUUAACAGUGUAAAAUGUUAUCUAAACAUUGUAUCAAUUUUGCACAAAUCUGCAGGGUUGCCUGACCCUAUUGCAUCAUCUUGGGCUGUACAACACCUCCUAAAAGGUGUAAAGCGUGAACUUGGUACCGCCCAGUCUUGUAAAACUGCUUUAUCACCACAUGUACUUUUAAAAAUGCAUAAUGCUUUGGAUUUUUCAUACCAAAACAAUCGUGUUUUUUGGGCAGCCUGCUUAACAGGUUUUUGGGGGUUUUUACGACCAAACAAUUUUUUGGUUAAGGGUGCCUUUAACCCUUCUGUUCAUGUUCAAUACAUUGAUUUGUUACAAUACCCUUGGGGUUUUUUGCUUUCGCUAAAAAUUUUAAAAACUCUCCAGUUUAGGCAACACCCUAUAGAUAUUGUUUUACCUAAGCUAGAUUCCCACCCGCUCUGUCCU
Pecten maximus is the source of this 1050-nucleotide messenger RNA. RefSeq lists its product as uncharacterized. The transcript is spliced from 2 exons. NCBI's taxonomy places the organism in Eukaryota, Metazoa, Mollusca, Bivalvia, Pectinida, Pectinidae. The record is from RefSeq and is a predicted model, not a curated record. The coding region runs from base 1 to 516 and encodes 171 amino acids.